Molecule: messenger RNA, 2350 nt
Organism: Morone saxatilis (striped sea-bass)
Lineage: Eukaryota; Metazoa; Chordata; Actinopteri; Moronidae
Product: glycosyltransferase-like domain-containing protein 1
Source: RefSeq, a predicted model, not a curated record
UUUAGCUUUUUUUAUCGCGCUGUGUUCGCUGUUUCUGUCAUUACACUUUUAUUUAUGAAUUAUUAUUUUAUUAUUUGUAUUUUCCAACCAAUCUUUAUUGUCUUGUUUGUCAUUUUUCAAUCAUUCCAACUUUUAUUUGUCCUGGUUUUGCAGCUUCCUGUUGUGGUAUUUAGGCAUUAUUGAUUAGUAGUAAUGUAUUUAUAUAUAUUCAUGAUCAUCAAAUAAGAGCUCUUUUAUAAACAUGUUGUGUUCCAACCUCUGGCUCAGGGCCCUCCAGAGAGUCCACAGAUGAAUCUGAGGGAACAAUCGAUGAUUAAAGAGAUGAAAUUAUCUGAAUGUUUUAGGACUUUUGGUUUUAGACACUUCAACUGUUAUUAAAGUGAAACGAAGUAAGGAGGAAGAACAGCUGACGUGGUCCUCACUGAGGCCUGAACCUGAACCCAUUCCCUCCGUUUAAAGGUCAGAAACCUCCCAGUUCAUCUUCCAAUCGGACACGGUUUCAGUGGUUAUUUUAGGGGCAUUGAGGAAAUAGAUUGGACAGAGGGAGCACAAUGGACGACAUUUGCUGCUGUUUCCAAUCAGAUUGUAUUUUGACUCAUUUGCAUUCAACCUGCAGUGAGCGCAGCAGAAAGAGCUCAUUUCCUCGCACUGAUACGAGCCACAGAGCUGCAGAUAUGGACUGAUGAGCAGUCUGUGGGCGAGCGCUGAGUGCCGCAGCCACAUUAGCUCCCAUUGUGGGCAGCUAAAUGGAAGGCGGACUGGAAAUCACUGGGAGGGAAUUCAGUGGAAGGACAGAAAGCAGGUCCACUUCCUGUUAAAGCUGCUUGCAUCAUAAUGGACUCGCAGUAUCAGGACACAUUGUGCUGCAGAAACACACUGGAUGCUCCCAUUUAUUCUCUUUUAUUCUGGUUUAUUCUGGUUUUGUGUUCACUUUCUGCAACAACGACACUUUUCCAUUUGCAGCCUGCUGCAAACUUUAAUCCUACAACUCAUUUUUCUCUAAAUAAUGCACAUUAUUGUGUCUGCUGACCCCUCAGAUUGUUCCUGGGACCCGCCGAGAGCUCCUGCUUUAGUAUCGUAAUUAAACAGUAAAAUGUCACAUUAAACUUUAUAAAUUAACUUAUUUUAGCUGCUCAUCUUUCUGCUCUUUGACUCUGAUGAUAUUUGAAUCCUCGCAGCAGUUUGUUUUCUCGUGUUUCUUUUCUAGUUUUUCAUGUUUAGUCAUCCUGAGUCGCUGCCACACAAAUGUCAACAACAGGAUGUGAACGCUGUAUUUAAAUAUCGAUUGUUUUCCUGCUGCAGUUAAUGAUUGAUUCAUCCCACAAAUUCACUGAAUCAAUAAUCACAUUAAAGAAACUUUUGUUUUUUUUAACCCAGAUUGUUACACAAUAAUAAUAACUUUAUUUAAUAACAUUAUAUAUUAUAAAUGUUAUAAAUGUUCUAAUACCCUUAAUGAUCAAAUAUAACAAAGAAUAUAACAAAGAAACAAUCAGUUAAACCAUAAAGUCAAUAAUACUAAAGUUGAUUUAUAUAACACACAUCAGGAUCAAUAAAAAGCUUUACAAUCACAAUAAAAACUGUAAAAAUCAAAAGAGAAUCGUAAAUAUUUAAAUAAUAAAGUCAAAUCCUAACAGCUGAUCAAUACCAUCAAUUUCAUCAAUACCAUUAUUAUUUAUUUUAAUUGAUUCUUUUAUUGUUGUCAUUUUUUAAUUGUGAACUUACUGUCCAUCCAGCGAUCAAUAAAAGACAUUAUGAUAUGAUAAUAUCAAAAAAUCAAUAUGAUCAAUAAUGUGUGUCUCUGGCAGAGCUCUGAGGGUCCCAGCGUCCUGCUGGUGGAGGCUUUUUACGGCGGCUCGCACAAACAGCUGAUCGACCUGCUGACAGAAAACGUCUCUGGCUGCUCUGUCGUCACGCUGCCCGCCAAGAAAUGGCACUGGAGGGCGAGAACGGCGGCGCUCACCUUCAGCCAGACCAUCCCUCACCUAUUUCUCUACGGUUUCCUCUUCAGAGUCCUGUUCAGCAGCUCGGUCCUGAACUUGUGUGAGCUGGUGGCUCUCAGACCAGAUCUGGCCCGCCUGAAGAAGGUCCUGUACUUCCACGAGAACCAGCUGGUUUAUCCGGUCCGCAAAGAGCAGGAGAGAGACUUCCAGUACGGAUACAACCAGGUCCUCUCAUGCCUGGUGGCAGACGUGGUUGUGUUUAACUCCUCCUUCAACAUGGAGUCCUUCCUGUCCUCCAUCUCCUCCUUCAUGAACAAGAUCCCAGACCACAGACCCAGAGACCUGGACCUGUUGAUCCGGCCUAAGUGUGAGGUCCUGUACUACCCAGUCCAGUUCCCCGAUGUCAGUAG